Molecule: messenger RNA, 3721 nt
Organism: Callorhinchus milii (elephant shark)
Lineage: Eukaryota; Metazoa; Chordata; Chondrichthyes; Chimaeriformes; Callorhinchidae
Gene: lamb3
Product: laminin subunit beta 3
Exons: 23
Coding region: 103-3612 (1169 amino acids)
Biological process (GO): axon guidance
Cellular component (GO): basement membrane
Molecular function (GO): extracellular matrix structural constituent
Source: RefSeq, a predicted model, not a curated record
CCAGGUGAGGUUGGCAGUUAAAAGGGAAAAUCCGUAACCUGGAGUCAGACACAGCGCUGACACAGAUUUUCCAUUUAUAAGCAAUUCACUUCCAAAGGAUAGAUGUUUCUAUUGCUCCUGAGUCUGGCGGCUGCCAGUUGCGUGGCUGUGCAGGGAGACUGUUCUCGGGCAGCCUGUUACCCUCCGUCAGUCGAGCUGCUGUUGGGAAGAGCCAGUCAACUCCGUGCUUCAUCGACAUGUGGUCUACACGGUUCACAAAAAUACUGCAGCCCAACCUUCAUCUACGGACAGUGGAUGUUGCAGUGCUGUGUGUGCGACUCGAGAAACAGCCUAAGCUCCAACACGCAGCGAAUCAGCCACCGGAUAGAGAACGUGCUUCCGUCAGGUGAUGGAAAGACCUGGUGGCAAUCGGAAAACAAUCGGGACCAGGUGACUAUACAGUUAGACAUGGAAGGAAAGUUCCAACUUAAUGAUGUCUUUCUAAAAUUCAAGACUUCACGCCCCGCUGCCUUAAUGAUUGAACGCUCCACAGAUUCCGGACAGACUUGGAAACCGUACAAGUAUCUCGCUGAAGACUGUGCCCUCUACUUCCCCCAGAUCAGCACAAAUCAUCCGCAGAACUUCAACGAUGUGUUCUGUGAGUUCAUGCCCCUCAGGCAAGAUGCCUCUGAUAAGCAGCUGACAUUUAGCCCACUCAAACAGGCUGAUUUCAUCGGAGCCUACAACAGCGACAAGAUCAACAAUUUAACACCAUUUACAAACCUGAGAAUUAACUUUUUGAAACCCCAGAAGCAAUCCGACUCUUUCUAUCUCCGCAACGCUGACGCGUACUAUGACGUGUAUGAAAUGAAGGUGCAGGGCAGCUGCUUCUGCAAUGGACACGCAGAUCGCUGUGUUUCACAGUCGAUUUUUAAUCCCAGAGGACCCAGGCCAUCGGUACCAGUGCAAUGUGGUUGCAGGCACAACACAGCAGGCAAGAACUGUGAGAUGUGUAUGGACUUCUACAAUGACCAACCGUGGAAACCAGCGAGUGACCACAAUACCAACGAGUGUAAAAAGUGCAACUGCAACAAUCACUCCCAGAAGUGCCACUUUGAUGAGCAGAUAUUCAGAGCCAGCGGAGGGAGCAGUGGUGGGGUCUGUGAAGAUUGCCAGCACAACACAAUGGGAAAGAACUGCGAGACCUGCAAACCCUUCUUCUACCGCGGGCCACAGCGAGAUGUCACAGCCUUCGAUACCUGCAUUCCUUGCGAGUGCGACCGCAGUGGAUCAUUGAGCGGUGGGAUGUGUGACCAGCAGACCGGCCGGUGUCAGUGCAAGGAGAACGUGGAGGGUCAGCGGUGCGACCGUUGCAAAGCCGGCUUCUACGCCCUGAGCUCCAGCAACCCCCAGGGAUGUCGGGGCUGCAGCUGCAGUUGGAUAGGAUCAAGGUCCGAUGGUGGGUGCAACCAGGGCAAUGGGCAGUGCGACUGUCUGCCCAAAGUAACAGGCCCCACCUGCGACAGAUGUGCGCCCGGCUUCUGGAACCUGAGGAGCGGAAGCGGCUGCCAAGCGUGCAACUGCGACCCCAGCAAAUCUACCAGCCAUCAAUGCGAUCAGGUCACAGGCCAGUGUCCCUGUAAGUCAUUCUUUACCGGAAAAACCUGCAGCGUGGAAGUACUGAGGGAAUGUCCAGACAACUAUUAUGGUGACCCAGCCACACAAUGCCAUCGCUGCAAGUGUGAUCCGACCGGCACCCAGACCGGUGGGUGUGACAAGAGAACAGGGGAGUGUCUGUGCCGCUUGCCGUUCACGGGCAGACGUUGCGACGAGUGCCGACGGGGCCGGGGUUACUGCUCCGUGUACCCCGGAUGCAAGCAGUGCCACCCCUGCUUCCAAAUUGUGGACAGCAAACUGAGCAUCCUGGCCGCUCGUUACAAAACCCUGAUAAACAUCCAACUGCCGGGCAGAGUGGGGCCCAACUACGACUCUCAGAUCCGGGACAUUGAGAACAAACUGAAAGAGGUGAAGGCUGUCAUCACCAACCCGGCCAUGAGAGAAAGUGCCAUCAGAGAGGCCUACGACAAAUUUAACAGACUCAGAGAGGAGGCCAGCUGGAUCAAUCCUAAUGUCAAUAUUAAGGAUGAAAGUUUCCAACUGAACCGCAGGAUGGAAAUCUUAGAAAGUGACAUAAGGUUCAUCAACAACCAAUUCCAGACUAAGAAGAGCCAGGUGGACCAGAUACUCCGUGAGGGUGGGCUAGGCACACAAGAUGCGUAUGACAGUAUUCUCUCAUCGUAUAACCGUUCGGGGAAAGCAAAGGACAAGGUCGCUGGAUUGGAACCCACCAUCAUUAUGUCCAGAAAAGCUCGAUUGAACGCCACCCGAAUGAUUGAAGAACUAAAUCCAGAUAACAGCAACAGACUGAAGAAACUGAAGCAAGAUAUGAAGUCUCCCGACUUGACUCCUCUCGGCAACAAAGUUUGUGGUGGUUCCAGGAACGAGCCAUGCACUCCAGAGACAUGUCCAGAGGACAUCUGUCCCAAGUUCUGCAUUGGGGCCAACUGCUCUAAGGGAAGCCUUCAACUGGCAGCGAAAGCCAUUGAGGCCGCUGAGAAAACAAGCUCGUCUCUACCCAGAGUCAACAGCAGAAUCGCGCAGCUCUCAAAACAGCUUCAAACGACAGAACAAAUGGCCCAACGGAUUAAAUUAAACUCCCUAGAAUUGUCAAAUCGGGUCAACUCAGCCAAGCGUCUGAUUCAGGCGAAUAUUGCAGAUGUCAAGUAUCUCAUCGGCACAAUAAGGGACUUUCUGACGUCGAGCCAGGUCGACCCGAAAGACAUUCAGAAAAUCAGCGAGUACGUUCUCUCGCUCAGCCUUCCCACAGACGACUUCACGAUCAACAGUAAGAUCAGAGAGUUACGCAGAGUUGCGGCCAAUCUUCCAGACGUGAGCAAGUUCCUGGCCGACACUAAGGAAGACGUUGAGAAGGCGAAGAGACUUCUCGAGUUUGCAAACAGUGCCAGGGACCAAGCCACGGACGUAAAGAAUAAAAUCAGUGAAGUGAACAAUGCCCUGAGAGACACAGAUGAUGCCCUCAAGCAGGCAAACACGAGGAUUAAGAAUGCCAGAACGACGAUUGAUGACACCGCGGAUAAAAUCGAGGAGAUUGAAAACCUCCAAUAUCCAGUGGAUAACGACUUGCAGGAUAUAAUAGGUCGGUUGCAGGGUGUCAGUCAGGCAAUCGAUGACUUAGAGAAACAAAACAACCUGAACAGGCUAAAGGCCAAAGAUGCAGAAAAGAAAGCCAACGAUGCAGAAGACAUGGGUGAUGAGGCUGAGCAGAACAUGAAUGAACUAACCAGGCUCUACAGAAAGCUGAAGAAUACAGUACCAGUUGCACAACCGGGUAACCUCACGGAUCGCAUCAAUGCUGUCAAGCUUGAGGCCGCUGACUACAUCAAAGAGAUGCAGGAGAUAGUGCAGAAAAUUGCAGAAGUCGAACAAAACCUGGCAGAGGGGAACAAGAAUUUGGAGAGAAGAUCAUCCACACUGGACAAUUACCAGAGUCGAGUCAAAAACAUCACAGACUAUAUACGUGAAAAAGCAAGGGCAUAUGACGGGUGCAUAUAGGUGAUCCUCAGGAAACUUGGAAGACAUUUAACUGUUCUUUUCACAUUCAACAUACCUUCUUCCGAGCUAAAGCUAGAUUAUUAAUAUUAAAUAAUAUUCAUUCAAGUUA